Rotaria socialis is the source of this 795-nucleotide messenger RNA. The record is from the annotation of a GenBank genome assembly. NCBI's taxonomy places the organism in Eukaryota, Metazoa, Rotifera, Eurotatoria, Philodinida, Philodinidae.
AUGUCGACCCUAAUAUCAUUUCUUGUUCUCAUUGCUUUAAUAAGCAUUAAUGACAUUGGUGUCAACGGUAGCUUAAAUUAUGAGACAUCUUGUACUUGUGACUCAUUUUCGGGGAAUGUUUGCACGAAAUACACUUGUAGCACUGCACCACCAUCACUGAAGUGCUUUCCUGGCUCAAGCCAACUGAUUCUCGAAGAUGGAAGCUUCAAGGCACUGUCAGCUGCCACCAUUGGUGAUCGAGUACUUGUCAAUAAAGACAAUGCCUACGAGCCGAUCAUCGGUUUCAUUCAUGCGAAGCGUGAAGAUCUCUUUGAGUUUCUUGCAAUUGAAGUACAAUCGGCCGGGUCCAACUUGACCUCUACGCUUCUUGUCUCUUGCAACCAUCUUAUAUUUGACUUCGAUUCUGGUGACGCUCGUUUCGCCGGUAAGUUUCGUGUGGGCGAUCGAGUACAAAUGCUUCACAACGACCAAAUCCUCCCCGGUGAAGUUAUCAAAGUUAAGCUGACGAAACAACAAGGAUUCUAUGCUCCACUUACUAAAUCAGGCACCAUUGUCGUCAACGGAGUGCUCGCUUCGAACUACGCUACAGUGAGCAAUCAUGCUUUAGCUCAUCGGGUGAUGGGCAUCUAUCGAUGGUGGAUUAGUCUUUUUGGAGCAUCAGCAUCGAGCGAACAUCUACCUUGGCUGAUGGAAGCAUUGAUGAGCGUGGAAAAAAUGAUACGAUGGUGUAGUGGACAAGUGUUAACUGGCAGUCACAUAUAUGAUGGUGUAUUCGAAGUGUCAACGAUCAUAUAA